UCACAAAGAAAUAAAAAUAGUAUGUUAUGGACUUAUAUAGCCAAAAUAGAAGUAGGAUAUGGAGGCGCAUAUAUAUGGAGAGGUCUAUGAAACAAGUGACUUCUUGAACACGCCACAACCCGAACCAGUCCGUAGCACUGACCAACGGUAGCCCAGGUCACAUUCCAUCCCACAACCAAGACCGCAGCACACAGUCGAACAAAACACACCCCAAUCGCUUCGUCCGAUGGAAUCACAGAUAACCAAAAUUAAACGCUAUUGCCCACUUUUGUGUGAAGGAUGGUAUGUAGUGUGCCGGAAACAACAGCAAUGAUAUGUAAUAUGAUUUUUUAAAAAUGUCAGAUUCUCCUGUUAUGCAGCUAUUUAAGGAAAAUGAUUUUGUUAAAGUUUGUGCUCCUAUGGUUCGUUACAGCAAAUUGGCAUUCCGGUCAUUGGUUAGGUUGUACAACUGUCAGCUGUGUUUUACACCAAUGAUUCUUGCAGAUUCUUUUAUACAAUCAUCAAAGGCACGGAAUAAUGAAUUUACUACCAAUAAAGGGGACAGGCCACUAAUAGUGCAGUUUGCAGCAAAAGAUCCCAGUGAUUUCGCUACUGCUGCUGAAAUGGUUGCCAGUUACAGUGAUGGAGUAGAUUUGAAUUGUGGUUGUCCACAACGGUGGGCUAUAAAUGAAGGCUAUGGAGUUGAUCUCCUGAGAAAACCACAUCUUAUUAGAGAUUUAGUAUUGCAAGUAAAGAAUAGGAUCCCAGGGCCAUAUACUGUGUCUGUCAAAUUGCGCAUAAUGGAGGAUUUAAGGAAGAGUAUAGAAUUAUGCAGGACUUUGGAAAAUGCUGGAGUCUCCUUCCUUACUGUUCAUGCCCGCACCCCUACACAGAGGUAUGAGCCAGUGAAUGAGGAUGCACUGCGUGAGAUAAAGAACAGUAUCAGAGUUCCACUGAUUGCCAAUGGAGAUGUGAAGAGUUUCAGUGCAGCAAAAUUGCUGCAGGAGAAAACUUAUUGUGAUGGUGUGAUGGCUGCUCGGGGCAUUCUCACAAACCCAGCCUUGUUUGCUGGGCAUUGUGUAACUCCUUUGGCUUGUAUUCAAGACUGGGUGACCAUUUCCACAGCAACAGCAACACCAUUUCAGUGUUUUCACCACCAUCUUGUAUUCAUGCUGGAAAAAGUAUUAGCAAAGCCUGAAAGACUUGCAUUUAAUAUCAUCAAAACAAAGGAACUUGUUCUGGAUUUCCUGGCAGACUAUGGAAUAGUUUGUCAAAAUGAUAUGAAAGAAUACUCUGGUUACAGUGCAGUAGAGUGUGAUUAUGGUAAUAAUAGUGAAAGCCAAGGUAGUUUUUUUAAGGAGAAGCUUGGUAGCUGUUGUGCAGAUGUACAAAUGGAAGAUUACCUAGAAGAUGUAUGUCAUUUGUACAACAUGAAAUAGUUGCAGUUUUAAGUCAUGCCCAUUGUUUUAGUACAAGUUUUGUUAUAUGAUGCUGUCUUAAUGUUUGGCAAACUAAGAUUUAAUGUGUCUUGACUCUUUGCUGGGAGGAAGGAAAGAAUUAUAUCACGUUAUAUAAAUGUUGGUUAACAUCGACCAGACCACACAGCGCAACAACCCAGAAGACGGAUAUCUUCAAUUAUAUCACCACCACCACCGCAUUUCAAUUUCCAUUUUUUGUGGUCUCAGUUUGUCUCCUGAGCACUAUUCAGCAUCUCUGGGACUUCCAGGAUAUAGCAGGAAAGCUUACAGAUUUGCAUUAUGCAUUAAUACCUUAGAAUCAGGAUAAGGAUAAUACUGAAACAACAUAAAAGGUAUUCAAAUGACUACAUAUGAAAUUGUAUGAAAUAAAAUAUUUGACAGAG
Messenger RNA from Zootermopsis nevadensis, 1840 nucleotides. It is a transcript of the gene Dus4, whose product is annotated as Dihydrouridine synthase 4. The record is from RefSeq and is a predicted model, not a curated record. NCBI's taxonomy places the organism in Eukaryota, Metazoa, Arthropoda, Insecta, Blattodea, Termopsidae. Gene Ontology annotation, molecular function: tRNA dihydrouridine synthase activity.